CACACACAACCAGGAAGUUCAUUUCAACAGAAACGAAACUCAGAGUGUGGCUCAAUCUCUCUCUCUUUCUCAACGUGUGAGUUCAGGAAAAUGGCUGAGGCCAGUAUUUCAGUAGAUCAGCUUUCGGUGGAUCAGUUCAUCUGUCCAGUGUGUCUGGAUCUCCUGAAGGAUCCGGUGACUAUCCCCUGUGGUCACAGUUUCUGUAAGGUGUGUAUUAAUGGCUGCUGGGAUCAGGAGGAUCAGAGUGGAGUUUAUAGCUGUCCUCAGUGCAGAGACACUUUCACUCCAAGGCCUGUUCUACGCAGAAACAACAUGCUGGCUGAAGUGGUGGAGAAACUGAAGAAGAAGACUGAAGUCCAAGCUGCUUCUCCUGCUCACUGUUACGCUGGACCUGGAGAUGUGGAGUGUGAUUUCUGCACCGGGAGAAAACACAAAGCCGUCAAGUCCUGUCUGAUGUGUCUGGCCUCCUUUUGUGAAACUCAUCUGAAAACUCAUCUUGAAAUUCCUGCUUUGAAAUGGCACAAGUUAGUCAAAACUUCUGGAAAUCUACAAGAGAAGAUCUGCUCUGAACAUGAUAAAGUGCUGGAGAUCUACUGUCGUACUGACCAAAGCUUCAUCUGUUAUCUGUGUACGAUGGAUAAACACACAGGACACAAUACUGUGGCAGCUAAAGCAGAGAGAACUGAGAAAGAGAGUGAGUUAAAGGAGGAUCAGAUGAAAUUCCAGCAGAGAAUCCAGGAGAAGCAGAAGAAGGUGCAGGAGCUGAAACAGACUGUGAACACUAUAAAGCUCAGUGCACAGACAGCAGUAGAUGACAGUGAGAUGAUCUUUACUGAGAUGAUCAGCUCCAUGGAGAAAAAGCGCUCGGAGGUGACGGAGCUGAUCAGAGCUCAGGAGAAGGCUGAACUGAGUCGAGCUGAACGACUCCUGGAGCAACUGGAGCAGGAGAUUGCUGAUCUUCAGAAGAGAGACACUGAGCUGGAGCAGCUUUCACACACACAUGAUCACAUCCACUUCCUCCAGAGUUUCCAGUCUCUCCGUGUCUCUUCUGGACGUGACGACUCAUCCAGCAUCACUGUCCAUCAACAUCUCUCAUUUGAUGGAGUGAGGAAAUCUCUCUCUGAUCUGAAAAAGAGACUGGAGGAAAUCUUCCAGGAGGAAUUCAUCAAAAUCCCUGAACAUGCUGCAGCAGUUCAGAUGAUUUUACCCUCAGAACCAAAGAGCAGAGAAGAUUUUCUGCACUAUUUCUGUGAUCUGACUCUGGAUCCCAACACAGUACAUUAUAACCUCAUUCUGUCUGAGAAGAACAGAGUGGUGAAGAACAGUGAGAGAAAGCAGCAGUACUCUGAUCAUCCAGAGAGAUUUGACCCCUGGGAACAGGUGUUGUGUAAGGAGAGUGUGUGUGGACGCUGUUACUGGGAGGUGGAGUGGAGCAGUGAGGGAUUUGUGUUAAUAUCAGUCUCAUAUAAAGACAUCAGCAGGAAAGGACGGUGUAAAGAGUGUGUGUUUGGAGGCAACAAUCAGUCCUGGAGUCUGCAAUUUUCUUCUUCUUCUCUCAUUUUCUGGCACAACAACAUUAAUACUGAUCUCAGUGGUCCAUCAUCCUCCAGAAUAGGAGUUUAUGUGGAUCACAGUGCAGGAACUCUGUCCUUCUACAGCGUCUCUGACACCAUGAAGCUCCUCCACAGAGUCCACACCACAUUCACUCAGCCUCUAUACGCUGGGUUCUUGCUGACUGGUUAUGGAUCAUCUGUGAGAUUAUGUGAUCCAGAAUAAAGCAUUAGCAAUGUGAUUUUUAAAUUAAAAUAAAACAUUAGUUUUUCACAAUAAGCUUAAUUCAAAUAAAGAUAUAACAUGAGUAACUCAGUUUAGAUUUCCUAAUUUUCAUUAAUAAUGUUUGAUCUUCAUCCUUUUGACUUUUAGGAGAUUUUAAUGUUAUAAAUGUGACCUUCAUAAAAUAGAUAAAAGAACAUUAUUAUUUUAAAGAUAGAAAUUCUAGUAA
Molecule: messenger RNA, 2002 nt
Organism: Hemibagrus wyckioides
Lineage: Eukaryota; Metazoa; Chordata; Actinopteri; Siluriformes; Bagridae
Product: tripartite motif-containing protein 16-like
Exons: 6
Coding region: 91-1776 (561 amino acids)
Molecular function (GO): zinc ion binding; protein binding
Source: RefSeq, a predicted model, not a curated record